GUCCACAGAGCCCCACUGCACCAUGAAACUCACCGUCGCCUUCAUGGUGCUCUGCGGGGCCCUGCUCAGUGACUCCGCUGCCGCUUUCUUCCUGGACUCUGUGGUUAAGCCUGUGGCCCAACCUGUGGCUGCCCUCAACUCUGCUGCAGAAGCCGUGGUCAGUGCCCCUCUCAACCACUUCAACCCCCUGAAGCUCAUGCUGACCAGCCUGGGGAUCCCAGUGGAGCACCUAAUAACGGGCUCCCAGAAGUGUAUAGCAGAGCUGGGCCCCGAGGCCAUGGGAGCCCUGAAGAUACUACUGAGGGCCCUGACAUUCUUUGGCUGAGCAGAGGCUAGAGAAGCCUUGCCUGAGGACCAGAUGUUGCCCACCAUGAGGGCUGGGAACCCUUCCACCCGCCAGAAUGUCCUG
Nycticebus coucang (slow loris) is the source of this 409-nucleotide messenger RNA. It is a transcript of the gene SCGB3A1, whose product is annotated as secretoglobin family 3A member 1. The transcript has 3 exons. Gene Ontology annotation, biological process: positive regulation of myoblast fusion. The coding region runs from base 23 to 325 and encodes 100 amino acids. Lineage: Eukaryota; Metazoa; Chordata; Mammalia; Primates; Lorisidae. The record is from RefSeq and is a predicted model, not a curated record.